UAAACGUUAUUAUAUAGCAAACAGACAGAAUACGAUUCCGUCUCGAUAGUGUUGUGCUUUAGUAAAACAUACAUAGAUUACUCCGUGUUUUAAAUUCAAUUAAUUAUAAACUUAUAAAAACAUUAUGUCAAAAUACCUAAGAACGUCACAACCAAUAAGUCUUAUUUUUGAACUAUUAUUGUUUUCUAUUUUAAUAGUUCCAUCAAUUAUUUUUGCUGGCAUUAAAAAUCUUUUACCGGCAAAACGAAAAGAUGUAAAAGGACAAGUAAUUCUAAUAACAGGUGCAGCAAGAGGCCUUGGGCGUCAACUAGCUUUGGAUUUUCAUAAAUUGGGCGCAAAAAUAGUUUGUGUCGAUGUAAACAAACUAGGAAACGACGAGACAGCACAAAUAAUAAACGAAGAUGGUGGGAUCGCUAAAAGUUACACGGUGGAUGUUUCUAAUAAAGAACAGAUCAAACAAUUACACGAACAUGUUAAAAAAGACCUAGGUCCCGUAGACAUAUUAAUAAACAACGCUGGUAUUGUUUGGGGCCAUUCUUAUAUAAAUCCAGAAAAAGAUGAAUUUAUAGAAAAUAUUAUGAAAGUUAAUCUUUUAAGCCAUUUUUGGAUGAAUAGAGAAAUAUUACCCUCAAUGUUAACGAGAAACAAAGGUCAUAUAGUAGCAAUAUCAUCUAUGUCUUCUAUGACUGGAGUAGCUGGGAUUUCAUCAUACACAGCUUCCAAGUGGGCUGUCAACGGGAGUAUGGAGUGUAUGGAUAAUGAACUAAGAUUAAUAAAUUCGUCAAUUGUCACCACAACAGUACUUCCUUAUUUUGUACAGACUAACAAAGAAGUUACAAAAUGUUUAAAUCUCAGACAACCAGAAUUACCAACAACAGUAGCAUGUAAAUUAAUUGUAAGAGGUAUCCUCGAAAAUCGUAGAAUAUUUUCUGUUCCGGGAAAGCAAUAUAUGGCUAUGAGUAUAAUUCGGUUACUUCCCGAUAAUUUACAAAGAAUGUUUUCAAAUAUAUUUUACGUGAAAAUUAUCCCAGAUACAAAAGAUAAGGAAAUUAUGGACAAAUAUUAUCGAACUAGUUAAAUAUAUGAUUAUAUGAUUCCAUUCUUGUUAUAAUUAUAUAAUUUUUUUAUAGUAAUUAUUUAAAAAUAUAUUUUUUGAAAUAAUCUUUACUGACAUUAAAAAUUAUAAAUGAAUUCAAUACCCCCAUACAGUUAAGUUCCAAUUACACUAAAUAUACUUAUCAAAUAUUUACUAUAAGUAUAACAUUAUAAUUAUAUUAUUAUUAUCAUUUGAUAAAUAAUUAUUUAUCAAAUGAUUACUUUUGUUAAAUAUAAUUUUAUAAAUUAUAAAUUA
Molecule: messenger RNA, 1351 nt
Organism: Daktulosphaira vitifoliae (grape phylloxera)
Lineage: Eukaryota; Metazoa; Arthropoda; Insecta; Hemiptera; Phylloxeridae
Product: short-chain dehydrogenase/reductase family 16C member 6-like
Exons: 6
Coding region: 125-1078 (317 amino acids)
Cellular component (GO): lipid droplet
Molecular function (GO): oxidoreductase activity, acting on the CH-OH group of donors, NAD or NADP as acceptor
Source: RefSeq, a predicted model, not a curated record